AUGGCAGAAACGCCCACCAAAGAUCCCAAAGAAGAAGGGGAUGACAAUGAGGCAACAACGUCAUCGCCUGCCAAGAAAGGCAAAGAGUACCAGUUCCGCGAAGGCCUCGUCGUGCCGGAUUCAGUGGAUCCUACGCUCGUGACGGGCGACAUGGUCGACAUGUUGAACCAGUUAUCGGAUGAAAAAGUCAAUGCCGCGUUGGAGACCUACGAUACCCAGAUCAAAUUGAGGGGUUCCGAGAUUCGCAGUCCUCGAAAUUAUCUUCGUGGUAUCUUGAAGGGACUGACGGGAGGACACCCUGGCAAGUAUGGGCUUCCCAAUGGCGUCGUUAUCCCCGCAUCCAUCACCAAGGAACUUUUGGAAGAGGGCGAACUUUUGGAUAUUCUCAAGACAAUGUCAGUUCGAGAUAUCAACUCGUGUUUCCGUGACUUUGAGGAACAAACCAAACGCAAGAACAAGAAGAGCGAAGAAAUCCGCAAUAAGCAUGGCUAUCUGUUGGGCAUUAUCAAAUCAGGCUCUCCCUUUAAUCUUCCUCAAGGUGUCAAUGUUCCCUCGUCGAUCAGUUUGACCAUGUUGAAGGGAGAAAUCCUGGAGACCCUUCAAGGACUCCCCGCCGUCAACAUCAACGUUGCCUUUGCCGAGUACGAUGACAUGGUGCAGCGCAAGGCCGAUUCGAUUCGCAGUAGAUUCGGGUAUCUGCUCGGUAUAGUCAAGCGCGUCAAGAAAAACUUUGACGAAGAGGCUGCAGAGCAUGUGGCAUCACAGCAACAAAAGGCAGCGUCGCCUUCGAAAAAUGGCAAAGGGCAAUCUCCCGCCAAAGGCAACAACGGGGCUGGAACCGAGGGGGCAGCAGAAGGUACUGGCAAAGGAGAUCCCAGCGAAACCUUGAACUUGGUCACGGAAAGUUUUGCCAAGGUCACCAACGAGCUUGUUACGGAACGUCAAGCCAGAACUUCGUUGGAGAACAAAGUGAAACAAAGCGAAAACCAAAGGGAAGAAACGAACCAAAAAAUCUUGCGACUGAUGCAAGAAUUGGCCGUGGAAAAGGAAACCCGUGAACGAUCGGCUAUGGAAGUACAGCGAUUGCGCAAGGAUCUCGCUUUCGAACGUACGUUGCGGGAGGCUGCGGAAGAAAAGGUGCAACUGUUGGAACAAGGCAGGGCCCAAUUGCAAUCGAGUCCAGGUAAGGGAACAGAACAGGUGCAAAAGCUGCAACUGGAUCUAUCCAUAGAACGAGGGUUGCGCGAAAAGACAGAGAAACUUCUACGUACCGCCGAAGGCAGGAUAGAAGAGUUGAAUCAAGAAGUGAUCACGUUGCAAAACAAAAAGUCCCCUUUUGCAAAUUUGUUGAAUACGACGGAUGCCUCAAAUGAACUCCCUCCAUCACUUGCUGGGCUUUCGGAGCUGGUGUCGAUGGCAGAUUUUGAUCCUGAGACCAUGACGUUUAAGGUCAAGGAGACGGGAACAACCAGCUAG
Molecule: messenger RNA, 1476 nt
Organism: Seminavis robusta
Lineage: Eukaryota; Bacillariophyta; Bacillariophyceae; Naviculales; Naviculaceae
Source: the annotation of a GenBank genome assembly